Molecule: messenger RNA, 1035 nt
Organism: Toxorhynchites rutilus septentrionalis
Lineage: Eukaryota; Metazoa; Arthropoda; Insecta; Diptera; Culicidae
Gene: ghi
Exons: 2
Coding region: 399-632 (77 amino acids)
Source: RefSeq, a predicted model, not a curated record
CUUCUGCAUUAUCAGUGUUAGGUCUACCUUUCUCUCUGACAGCAUUUACGAAUGGACCCGUUCUCACCCGAGACAUUCUCGCGACCGCUAUUCGGCGAAAGAGGUUUCCUACUAAAAGUCUAAUGAAACAGUGAAAUCCCCCCUGAUCACGGGAGGCCUUAUUGUACGUGAAAAUAGUGCUUGUUUUAGUGAAACAUUAGUUUUGAAAGAUCAAGCUAUAUUGAGUAUUAAGCGUCUUCAUUGUCCGUAUAAAUAUACAUAUUCGGAAAGAAGCGAAGUGAUAUCAUCGUAAAAUAAACUUAGCCCACCCUAGUCCUCCCGCCUACUGAAUCGGUGUUUGCAAUUUGAGUCAACCAGAAUCAAGCAUUCCUGAUAGCUGAAACAUCUAUAAAACAAAUAUGAUUCGAUUAUUCGACAAAGUUUUAAGUUUCAUCAACUAUUGGUGGUUCCGGUAUCUGAUGAUCACCGAGCUGUAUAUGGUGGAAAGUUGGGAGCGUGUCACGAUUCACGUUUUUCUGUUCGCCCUGUUCAUGUUGCAAUGGUACUUCAACUCUAAAGUGUUGCUUCCAUUCACCGGCAGCAUAUUAGGAAUCAUUCCUAUUGAGGAACAGCUAGCGCCUUACCGAAGUUAGACGAACGAACGAUCCGAAAUGUAUUGUAAAGUGAGUUCCGCGCUGUUGUUGUUUGUGAGGAUGCAAUGGAAGAAAAACGAGAAUCUGAAAAUUCUGUUAACCUUCCGGGAAAGCAGGAAAGAUAAUCGUGGAUCUGAUGUUAUUAGUAUCUACACAGAUAUGAAUAUCAAAACUCUCCACUAUAUGUGUCUCCAUACUCAUUCUUUUAAAUGAGUUAGAGCUAGAUUCUAAAUGAGUAGAUUUCAAGUCUGUAUAAGUGUCUCUAAAAUGUAACGAUAAUAAAUGUUAUAUGAAGCAUGCGUUGAAAUAUAUACAUUCAUAGAUAACAUUAUUGAAUAAAUAAGCUCAAUGAGCCUGAAAUGAACCUAAUCAAAAUGUUCAUAUCUGUUCGAGAACCAUUCAA